AUGCUCUCAUUGAAGUACCGUGGCUAUGCUACCAGUGCAAGACAAACAUGCAACAUCGAGGAUGGUACAUUGCCAGCAACAUUCACCUCUCUCAAAUUGGUCGACUAUAAUGGCACGAUGACAGCAACCACGAUACCAUCAUCAGUCACCUAG
Messenger RNA from Acytostelium subglobosum LB1, 153 nucleotides. RefSeq lists its product as hypothetical. The transcript has a single exon. Lineage: Eukaryota; Evosea; Eumycetozoa; Acytosteliales; Acytosteliaceae. The record is from RefSeq and is a predicted model, not a curated record. Bases 1 to 153 code for a protein of 50 amino acids.